This is a messenger RNA of Lonchura striata (white-rumped munia), 3571 nucleotides long. The record is from RefSeq and is a predicted model, not a curated record. Lineage: Eukaryota; Metazoa; Chordata; Aves; Passeriformes; Estrildidae.
CCGGGGGGGCCCGCCCGGUUUGUUUGCGAACUGCGCCCGUUUCGCCGCGGCCGAGCCCGCCCGGACCGCGCUCGCCGCUCGUCACGUGGCUGCCCUCGGGAGCGGCAGUGGGAGGCAGUGGAGCUGGCCUCGGCAGCGGGAGAGGCUGGACUUCCCGUGUCUCUGUGCUGAAUGGCUGCGAUGGCGCCCGCUCUCACUGACGCAGCAGCCGAAGCUCACCACAUCCGAUUCAAGCUGGCUCCCCCGUCCUCCACCUUGUCGCCUGGCAGUGCCGAGAGCAACGGCAACGCCAACAACAUCCUCCUGGCUGCCAACGGCACCAAAAGGAAAGCCAUUGCUCCGGAGGAUCCCAGUCUAGAUUUCCGAAGCAACGCCACGAAGGAAGAGCUGGGCAAGCUGCAGCCGCUAGUGGCCUCUUAUCUCUGCUCAGAUGUAACAUCUGUCUCUUCAAAAGAGCCUCUGAAGCUGCAAGGAGUCUUCAACAAGCAGACAGUCCUUAAAUCUCACUCUCUCUUGUCUCAGUCCUUUUUGAAAACAAGUGAUCUGUUGGGGAGGCAACCAGUGUUGGAAUUCACUUUGGAGAAUCUAAAAACAAUGAGUACUAAUAGCCAGCCACCUCUCCCACAAGCGCCUGUGAAUGGCUUGGCCAAGAAAUUGGCCAAAAGUACCAAUUCAGACCAUGAAAACUCUAGUUCUCUGAAUGGUGGGAAGUGUGCUUCUCCUUCUGCUGCCCUCCAGACUGUUGACUAUAAUACAGGAGGUUCUGAAUUGGGGGACUUGAAGACCGGGUUGACCAAUUGCACUCUUCCACAUAGAAGCCUUGAUGCAGAGCACGCAGCUCCCUUUAGCAAUAAUAGCACUGCAAAUAAAUCCUCCCUUCCCUCCGCAGAGCAGCAGUGGGUGCUCGAGGGCGGCGCUGGGGACACGCGGGUGCCCGGGGUCGCGAGCCGCUCCGACCUGGGCAGCGGUAAGCUGGAGGAGCAGAAACCUUCUGUGCUGGCUGGUCACCACAGCGCUCUGGACUCCGAGAUGAGGACGAGGGCCCUGCUGCGGCGUCAGGCAGACAUCGAGAGCCGAGCCCGGCGGCUGCAGAAGCGCUUGCAGGUGGUGCAGGCGAAGCAGGUGGAGAGACACAUCCAGCAGCAGCUGGGCGGCUUCUUGGAGAAAACGCUGAGCAAGCUUCCAGCCUUGGACCCCCUGAGGCAUCGGAGCCAGCUGAUGUUGACCAGAAAAGCAGAAGCAGCCUUGAGGAAAGCUGCGAGCGAGACAGCUACUUCAGAAGGCCUGAGCAACUUCCUGAAGAGUGAUUCAAUAUCAGAGGAACUGGAGAGAUUCACGGCCAGUGGCAUGGCCAAUUUGAGAUGCAGCGAGCAGGCCUUUGACUCGGAUGUCACUGACAGCAGCUCGGGGGGAGAGUCGGACGUUGAAGAAGAGGAACUGACCAAAGCAGACCCAGAACAACCCCAUGUACCACUGAGGCGGAGGGCAGAGUGGAGGUGGGCAGCAGACCGCGCCGCCAUCGUCAGCCGCUGGAACUGGCUCCAAGCCCACGUGUCGGACCUGGAGUACCGCAUCCGGCAGCAGACGGACAUCUACAAGCAGAUCAGAGCCAACAAGGGGCUGAUAGUUCUUGGUGAAGCGUCGCCCCCUGACCCUGCAGUAGAUGAUUCGUCCCGUCCCGUUAGAGCUGAAGUUAAGCUGGAGCCUGGGGCCGACCGGCUGAGUGUGUCUGGAUCCCAGCCCCUAGAAAGCUUGGGUAUUUCUGCUGCAAAUACUCCUGAAUCCCAUCCCACCAAGCCCUGUGGAGCACCAAGACCCGUCAAUGGAGUUAUUAACACUCUGCAGCCUGGCCUGGCAGAACACGCUCAGGGAGAUGGCCAGGAGGCCGAGGAGCUCCUCCACAAGAAGCAGCGGCUGUCCCUGGUCCCCGCGGACGCGACGUGCGUGGCCGCUCGCACCCGCCCCGUCCUCAGCUGCAAGAAGCGGCGGCUCGUCCGACCCAGCACCAUCAUGCCCCUUUCCAAAAAGGCGCACCGCGGCAGCCUGGCGCGCUGCAGCUGCGACGUGAACCCCGCGUGCGCCCUGUGCGGCGCCCGCAGCUCCGCGCUGGACAUCCAGUACGACGCCCCGCUGCUGGAGCGCCUCUCCCAGCUGGACUCCUGCAUCCAUCCCGUGCUGUCAUUCCCAGACGAUGUGCCGACGAGCCUGCACUUCCAGAGCAUGUUGAAAUCCCAGUGGCAGAACAAGCCCUACGAGAAAACUAAAGCUCCCAAGAAGCUGUCGCUGAAGCACAGAGCCCCCGUGCCCCCCAGCCUGGCUGACCCCGUGCGCAAGGACCGCCACAAGCUGGUCAACUCCUUCUUCACCACGGCCAAGCGCUCCCAUCAAAAAGCCCAAGCAGACAAGGCACACAGGCCGCCUUUAGACGAUUUUUCGGCCGUGUCCAAGGCCGAGAGAGCGCCAGAGCGCUCUGCCCAGCCUCCUGCCUUUGACAAAAAGCGAUUGCGAGACUGCUCAUCUGAGAGGAGUGAAGUGCUGAAGCAUCACACGGACGUCGGCGGCCCGAGCUACCUGUCAGCAGCUGUGACCCCCACCCCUCACAGCCCCAUAGCUCGGCAGCUCUCCACCUCCUCCGAGGGCUCCGCUCCCGCCAGCUCCGCUUCCCAGGGCGCCUCGGGCACCGCCCAGCCGAGGAGGAGGAGGGGUGAGAGCUCCUUUGACAUAAACAACAUCGUCAUCCCCAUGUCCGUGGCUGCCACCACCCGCGUGGAGAAGCUGCAGUACAAGGAGAUCCUCACCCCCAGCUGGCGUGAAGUUGAUGUCAGUGCUCUGAAAGCCAGCCCUGAGGAGGACAACGAGGAGGUUGAGGACCUGUCAGACUCGGCCUUCGCUGCUCGGCACGGGAAGUGUGAGGAGAUGGAGCGGGCGCGGUGGCUCUGGAGCACGAGUGUCCCCCCGCAGCGCCGGGGCAGCAGGUCCUACAGAUCAACAGACGGACGGACGACCCCCCAGCUGGGGAACCCCUCGACUCCCCAGCCAGCAUCGCCUGAGGUGGGCAGCUACCACUCCCACUUGGAGCUGUCCCACAGCCACUCACCACGCAGCCCCAUCAGCCCCGAACUGCUCUGUGCCCCCCUGACCCCCCUGUCCCGGGACUCCCUGCGCCUCCUGUCCAGCGAGGACACGCGCUGCUCCACGCCCGAGGCCGGCCUGGAUCCGCAGGCCGUGCCGCCCUGGGAGCGCCGCACCUUCCCGCUCUCCUACGACCCCCGGACGGAGUGCGAGGACCAGCCCGACCCCCAGGACCGGCUCUCGCGCUGCACCCGCCGCACGUCGGGCAGCAAAUCCUCCCGCGAGUGCGAUGGCACUUCGUCUUCGCCCAGCCUGCCCAGCCUCAAGAGCCGAGCCCCGCUGGCCCCCCCCUCCUCCUCCUCUUCCUCCUCCUCUUCCUCCUCCUCCUCCUCCUCCUGCUCCGCAGUCCUGCGGCCAGCGCACAGAUAGAGACACACGGGGAGACAUGAGCAAACCAACACACAGAACUAACUCUUGGCAUUAAAGCUUCCAAAAUCUG